AUGACUUCUUUAUGGCCACGUUUCCGUGGUCACGGUGGUGACACCAAGCCCGCGGUUACACAAGAGAGGUUGCAGCACCUUGAAAACGUUGAGGUGCAGUUUCAGAAACUCGAAGCCGAAAAGCAAGAGUUAGAACGGAAAAUCCAGGACCUCGAAGAGAAAGCCAAAAAGGAGGAAGAUUUAAAACAACUACAAGAGCAAGAAUCUGCGAAAGGCAAAGAUGACGACUCAAAAUCGCUUGAGAGAAUUGUCCAGUCACUCGAUGCAGUAUUUGACAGCUCAAUUGAAUGGGCGCGUGAGUACUUUGAGAUCGACGUCAAAGGCUUCAAGAUCGACAAGUUCCCGCAGUUUAAGGUAGAGCUUGGUUGGGUCACGUGGGACGAUAGCUGGAGGACGAAGGACCACUUGAAUGUCAGCCAUCUCGUCCAAGCAGUGGUUGCGGACCGCUUGGCUAUGGAGUUCUUUUGGCCCGGUGCGCACGGGAAACCAUUCCAAGGGUGCGAAGAGGGAUUCCAGAAAAGUUGUAAUGAGAUAUUCCAAGUUCUGCUCAAGGAAGAUAGAGGAAAGGCGCACAGAUGGCGAGCCACGACUUUAUCAGCAUACGAAAGGUCUGGAGUGUGGUGUCCUACGUCUACCACUUCACCUACCCCUCCUUCCUCCCGACCAGGGUCACAUAAAGAUGUUGCCCAAUCUGCAGCCUUUUACCGUGAUCAACACUAUGACCGUAUUGUCACGUCAAUCGAGCACGCUGUCGGACCAAUAUCACAAAAAUAUUUUCCACAACGGAACGAAGCAGAAAGGCUUCAGAAGUGUAAAGAGUUUGUCAGGACAGCGGGCGAAUUAGCAUUUGAGCUGUCGAAAUAUCCGGCAGAAGUAAGGGUUUUGGAGAAGCAAUGGUUCGACGCUAAGUGUGCACGUACAUUUGUGUGUGGAAACGAACACAUGAAAGAAUCAUCUGGAGAGCAUGUCGAUCCUGAGGAAAAACUGCCGAUAGACAUCAUUCUUAGGCCUUGCUUGAAACAACAUGGAGACGAGCAAGGCGAGAACUACGACAAAUCAUCUGUCUGGAUUCCAGCUCUCGUGGAUGUUAAAAGACCUACAAAUCCUAUUGUCCUCGCUGCUUAG
Messenger RNA from Morchella importuna, 1125 nucleotides. RefSeq lists its product as uncharacterized. The record is from RefSeq and is a predicted model, not a curated record. The transcript is spliced from 2 exons. Lineage: Eukaryota; Fungi; Ascomycota; Pezizomycetes; Pezizales; Morchellaceae. The coding region runs from base 1 to 1125 and encodes 374 amino acids.